This is a messenger RNA of Chiloscyllium plagiosum (whitespotted bambooshark), 1828 nucleotides long. NCBI's taxonomy places the organism in Eukaryota, Metazoa, Chordata, Chondrichthyes, Orectolobiformes, Hemiscylliidae. The record is from RefSeq and is a predicted model, not a curated record.
GUUGGUGUGUGUUGCCUGAAGUUGUUGUCUUCUUUGUCAAUCUUUGCGGCUGUAUCCUGGCAGCAGGUUAUUGACUGGAACGUGUGGGAUUGAUGGUGUCUGAGCUGCUCGGGUCACUGAACAAUGGUGCAGAGAGGGCAGCUUCUGCUGUUGGCUUUUAUCUCUGUACAUCUGACCUUGACAGAACCAGCCAAGAUCCUGACAGUUAUCCUGAUCGGGGGGAGCCACUAUCUGAUCUUUGACGAAAUUUCCCAAAUCCUUCAUGAGAGUGGGCACAGUGUGAACAUGUUGGUGCAGCUCGGCAUUCCCAGGAUCAAAGGUAUCAACUACACAAUCAGAAGCAACAGUUACCGAGUUACCUCCUGGUCAGGAAAUGAGGAAUACAUUUCCAGCUUCAACAAUUGGUUCCUGGAACAGCAGAAACUCUUCUUUGAGGGGAAAGAAUCUCUGCGUGAAUUUCGGGAUCUUAUGGGCCAUUUUGCUCUGCAGUGCGAGAUGAUCCUGAGUGACACCAGCCUGAUGGAUUCCUUAAAGGCAGAGCAGUUUGACCUUGCGCUGAUUGACGCGUUCAAUCCCUGCUCCUUCCUGGUGGCAGAAAAGCUCCAGGUCCACUUUGUGUCUGUCCACGGGGGCAACUUUGCGAAUUGGUAUCUGGCCGAUCUCCCGAGUCCUGUGUCGUACAUUCCUGCGUCACGCUCCAUGCUGACUGAUCAGAUGGGAUUCUGGGAGAGAGUGAAGAAUUCCGCCAUGUUCCUGGGUGCUUGGCUCACAGAGAGAAUACUGUUUGCUCAGUUUGAUCAGGUGAUCAGGACAUGCUUCCCAGUGGGAUCACAGCCCACCCUCUCAGAGCUGUACCUGAAAGCUGAGCUAUCAAUCUAUAACACUGAUUUCACCCUGGAUUUCCCAAGGCCACUGCUUCCGAAUAUGGUGUAUGUUGGAGGUUUGCUUUCAAAACCAGCUAAACCACUACCCCAGGAACUGGAAGAUAUUAUAUCGACAGUGGGUGACGAAGGCUUUGUGAUGGUGACUUUCGGGUCGAUGCUUGCCUCUGUCACCCAGCAGGUGGUGCUGGAGGAGCUCAACGCUGCUUUCUCACGGAUCCCACAGCUGGUUAUCUGGAGGCAUCUACACAGUCAUUGGCCAAGUGAGGUCCUUCCUGCCCCUAAUGUCAAGCUGGUGGAUUGGCUACCUCAGAAUGACCUGCUCGGUCACCCUAAGGUUCGUCUCUUGGUGACCCACGGUGGCCUGAACAGUCUGAUGGAAGCGGUUUACCAUGGCGUGCCAGUGAUUGGAAUCCCACUGUUUGGAGAUCAGUUCGAUAACAUGGUGAGAGUAGAAGCAAAGGGCUUUGGUUUGACCGUCCAAGUCAACCAGCUGCAGGCACUAAGCAAUGCCAUAGCAACGGUUACCGGAGACAAGAGGUACAAGGCUUCAGCAAUGACUCUAAGUCGUUUGCAUCGCUCACACCCAUUCCCCCCUCGCCAACGCUUGCUGCGAUGGGUGGAAUAUAUUGUGGAGCAUGGAGGGAGUCACCUUCGAACGUAUGGCUUACAGCAGCCCUGGUACCAGCGCUACCUCCUGGAUGUCAUUCUGUUCUCCCUGGUGAUGGUUUCGAUGAUGAUUUACAUUGUAAUCAAGUUGCUGAAGUUUGCAGUGGGCCGUCUGCGCAGUGGAGGGAAAUCAAAAGUAGCUUGAAGUGACUUGAUCACUGACCAAUGAACAUUGUUCAGAAUCUUGGAACAACAUUUGUAUUUCUUUUUGAUGGUAUUUUAUCGUGCACUGUGAUCAUGUAAGGAACUGUAAUGAAGUAUGUUUAAUUUUUGUGGUA